ACGCAUGUUCUUCCGAUAAACUUCCUAAUCCUUGAAAAUGACUUCUAUUAGACAAACCAUGUGAUCAUCUCUCCAUCACUAGGCCCUAUUACAGCACAUCAGAUUACAUUCAUUGGUUUAUUGAUUUGAAGAGGCCCUUAGCAACUAUAUAUACAAUACUCCUUGGUUUAACAAACAACACAAGUCUUUUGCAUCCUAAACCAUCACAACUCAAUAUCUAUUUCUCAUCCAAUCCGUUAACGUAAAAACAAUGGGUUUCGGCAUAACAAGUAUUAUCAGAAGGGCAUCAUUUUCCAGAACCCAAGGAUCUACCAAGGGAAUUGAAGUUCCUAAAGGCUAUCUCGCCGUCUAUGUUGGAGACAAAAUGAGGAAGUUUACGAUUCCGGUAUCAUACUUGAACCAACCAUUAUUUCAAGAAUUAUUAAAUCAAGCAGAAGAAGAAUUCGGAUAUGAUCAUCCAAUGGGUGGUCUCACAAUUCCUCAGUAUAUAUUUCUCAUCCACUCCUUUAACAUAAAAGAAACAAUGGGUUUCCGCAGUAUUAUCAGAAAAACAUCAUUUUCCAAAACCCAAGGAUCUACCAAAGGACUUGAAGUCCCUAAGGGCUACCUCGCAGUCUAUGUUGGAGAUAAAAUGAAGCGGUUUGUGAUUCCGGUAUCAUACUUGAACCAAUCAUUGUUUCAAGAAUUGUUAAAUGAAGCAGAAGAAGAAUUUGGAUAUGAUCAUCCAAUGGGUGGUCUCACAAUUCCAUGCAGUGAGGAUGAAUUCUUAAGCCUCACGUCUCGCUUGAAUUGAGCUGUAAAUCAUGCUAAUGGAGAUUUAGAUAGAUUAGUUUAAGCUAAUUUUUUAACAGAAACCAUUUUUUUCUUUUCAUUUAGUUUGUUCCGUUCCAUGUAUCAAUCAUUCCUACGGAAACAUAAAAUGUUGCCUCAAUGAGAAUGUUAUGACAAAAAGGUUCUUAAAACAAUUUUAGCUUGUUCCAAAUUUAAACAAAGUAUAAUAUAUACUCCCUCUGUCCCAUAUUAUAAGCAAAUUUAAACAAAGUAUAUAUAUUAUACAACUGUUCUUAUCUCUACUGUAAUGGAAAGGCUGCAAUAAAUUAGCUUUGAUGAGGUGAUUUCUCACAUCAUGUAUUGCUCUUGGAGAUGGGUUUGUAGUAGGGAACCAUCGCGUAGGAUUAAUUUUUAUGAUUGGUAUAAAUUACCAUUAUGUAGUAACAACAAUUACUAGUGUAUUCUUGUUGUAAGGGUUGCACCCUUAGUGCGAUUUCUUAUAAUCAUUGCUUAUUAAAA
This is a messenger RNA of Vicia villosa (hairy vetch), 1290 nucleotides long. RefSeq lists its product as uncharacterized. NCBI's taxonomy places the organism in Eukaryota, Viridiplantae, Streptophyta, Magnoliopsida, Fabales, Fabaceae. Gene Ontology annotation, biological process: response to auxin. The transcript is spliced from 2 exons. Bases 251 to 793 code for a protein of 180 amino acids. The record is from RefSeq and is a predicted model, not a curated record.